AUGGGAGCGAAACUUUUACCGGUUUGUUUUGUGAUAUUUCUGUUUUGGGAUGGCGCCCAGGCUCGAUCUGCAGGACAAGAGUUUGCCACUGUGUUCAUGCAAAACUAUGUAUCCCCUUUUGACCUGCCACUAUUUCAGCUUUAUAUCACCUCUCUGAAUUCUAAGUGCCUGGUGAAAGUCAGCGUGCCCAGUCUCGGUUUUACCCAGGAGGUGCAACUGACUGCAGGUCAGGGCUUCACUGUGACCCUCCCCAAAACAAUUGAGCUGUCUGGCACCAGGAGGUCCCGCAAAACUGUUUUCAUUCAGGCAUCUGAUGACAUAACGGUUUCCUCACUAAACUCAAAACAAUUCACGGCAGAUACAUCUCUGGUCUACCCCAUGAGCGAAUGGGGUACUGAAUAUUUUGUGUUCACUCCCCCCAACUCCCCUCCAUCCAUGCUGAAGGAGUUUGUGCUUGUCAACGGUAAAGAGCGGCACACGGUGGAAGUGUUCCUUAAAGCGGUGGUCCGGUUUGAAGGACGCUUGUAUGGUGUCGGCAGUAAACUAGUUGUGGUGAUGGAUCCUUUCGAAAAUGCACAAAUUCAAAGCCAAGGAGACCUCACGGGAACCCGCAUAUCUUCACAACUUCCCAUCGCCGUGUACUCGGGCCACAUGUGCACGUGGCGCUUUUCUAAGUGCAAUCACGUUUAUGAGCAACUCCUGCCGGUGCAAAGCUGGGGAACUCACUUCCUGGUGGCACCGUUUAGCAUCCAGAGCCAGUUCGACAGCAUCUAUAUCCAAGCAUCACAGUCAACAAAUAUAACCGUUCAAUUUGGCCGUACUACAUUAACUGGCGUUCUUCAGCGUGGGCGCAUUGUAGAGUACAAAAUCCAGUUUCCAAAUGGCCUUAACGUCAUUGCUGACAAUGGAAUCCAGGUGUUUUUUCUGUUUAAUGGUGUGCGAACAUCCCGUGGUGUCAUAUAUGACCCGUUUCUUAUGAAUCUUCUGCCCGACAACCGUUUUUGUUCUUCGUACGCACUUGACGGGAUAGCUGGCUUUGACAACCGAGCCCUUCUGAUUGUUCCUACCAAUGAACAAGCAGGGAUUCGUUUUGAUAGCUUGCCUUUACCUGGAAACCUUCAGUGGAGGGUCAUUAAAAACAGCGAGUACUCCUGGACUGAGCUGGUUUACCAACCUGGGGCAGGUGGGCACAAAUUAACCCAUUCAAAUGCUUCUUAUGGGGUCUAUAGUGUGGGACUGCAGCAAAUUAAUGGUUACGGAGCCCCAGCUGCAUGCAUUGAUCCAGUAGAUUUGCCAGCACCUCGCUCUUGCUUCAACAUCAUCUGUAGUGAGGAUGAGGAGUGCCAGAUGAAUGGUUCCUUCCCCACCUGUGUGAAGAAACCAUUUGGAAUCUGUUGGGCAAUGGGCGACCCUCACUACUGCACAUUCGACCAGCGUUACUUUGACUUCAUGGGCACUUGCACUUAUGUUGUCACCAGGAACUGCCACAAAAAUAACAGUCUUCCUGCUUUUGAGGUCCUGGCUAAAAAUGAAAACCGUGGCGACAUUAGUGUCUCCUAUGUAGCACGAGUAACUGUGAAUAUUGGGGAUAUCACCAUCAGCGUUGGAAGUUCUGAGCCCGGGAAAGUCAGGAUUGAUCAGAAUGUGUGGAGCCUUCCUGUGGUUCUUGAUGAUGUUGGGGUGUCCAUGUUCCAGUCCGGCAGCUUCAUCACCAUCCAGUUUUCUUUUGGGCUGAGUGUGCAGUAUGACUGGGACCACUAUCUCAUGGUCUCCCUGCCCACUGUCUUCAUGGACAAAGUCUGUGGGCUCUGUGGCAACUUCAAUGGUGAUCCUAAGGAUGAUUUCACUAUGCCUUCGAACACCCAGGCUCCCAGUGUGACAACGUUUGGACAGAGUUGGAAAGUUCACAACUUAACAUUGGAUGAGGGCUGUAGAGAUGACAAUGGGGGCCCUGGAUGUGAUGCUCAAGCACUUCGACAGUGGCUGGGUGAAAAGUACUGUGGACUCUUAAUGAUGGCACCAUUCAGUCAGUGUCAUUCUGUUAUUGACCCAAGUAUUUACAUCCAGAACUGCAUGUAUGAUGUCUGUAUGACAGAUGGGCACAGAAACUACUUAUGUAAGGUUUUAGAGGUCUAUGCAAGUGUAUGUCAACGUGUUGGGAUACAGCUAACCAACUGGAGAGAAGCAGCCAAUUGUUCUUACAGAUGCCCAGAGAACAGCCAUUAUGAGUUUUGUGGUAGCGCUUGCCCUUUGACCUGCAUGGGCCUCGGGUCUCCUGUGAACUGCACUUUACCUUGUGUCGAAACAUGCGCUUGUGAUCCUGGUUUUGUUCUGAGUGGAUCUGAAUGUGUACCUUCAGCCCAAUGUGGUUGUUCCUACAAUGGACACUACAUUCCCGCUGGUGAGACUUUCUGGGCGGAUGAUGCUUGUCAGCGGCUUUGUCGUUGCUCCACGGAGGGUGGACAUCUAGAAUGCCAGGGUGGAGGCUGUGGGACAGGACAGCACUGCCAGGUGGAGAAUGGCAUUAGGGACUGUUAUCCCGUCUCUCAAAGCACCUGUAUGGCACUGGGCGACCCCCACUACUACACCUUUGAUGGGAAUUAUUUUGACUUCCAGGGUAACUGUGUGUAUCAGUUGGCUGGAGUUUGCAUCUCAUAUCCUGGACUGGUGCCCUUUGAUGUGCUGGUGCAAAAUGAGUUUCGGGGAAGCAGAGUGGUGACGUUCACUAAAUUACUGCAGAUCAGAGUGUACAAUCUCACCAUUGUUAUCGAUAGAGAAUACAGCGGUUCUGUUACUGUCAAUGGUGAGCUGUUGAACCUUCCUCUCCACCUUAUUGAAGGUCAGGUUUCUGUUUUCAGAAGUGGCUGGUCUGCUGUUGUUCAAACCUCUUUUGGUCUCAAAGUCACAUUUGAUUGGAACAGCUUUGCCACCGUCACCAUCCCCAGCACCUACAUGGAUGCCAUCUGUGGCCUCUGUGGAAACUACAAUGGAAAUCCAGAAGAUGAUCUGACUGUCAGAGGAACAGCGUUACCUGCUUCAGGACCGUUGGAGUUCGGUGCCAGCUGGAGUGUAGCCGAGAUCCCAGACUGUGUCCAUGGCUGCACAGACAGUUGUCAGGAUUGCGACCCGACCAGAAGGAGUGUCUAUGAGACGUCUGAUUUCUGUGGGCUGCUGCGUGACCCACAGGGGCCUUUCAAGGACUGUCAAACUGUGCUAGACCCUGCUUGGUUUUUUGAGGAUUGUGUUUAUGAUGUCUGUUUAUAUAACGGAAGGAGAGAUCUACUAUGCCAGGCCAUAACAGCAUAUGUAACUGCCUGUCAGGCAAUGGGAAGGACCAUCAGCCCCUGGAGAACUGCUGAAUUCUGUGGUGUUCAGUGUCCCGUCCACAGCCACUAUGAGCUCUGUGGCUCUGGUUGUGAAGUCACCUGUCAUAGUUUGGCUCCUCCCGCUGGCUGUCGUAGUGGCUGUAUGGAGGGCUGUGUGUGUGACAAGGGCUACAUCAGGAGUGGGGACCGCUGCGUCCCCUUCUCUCAGUGUGGGUGUCUUUAUGGCAACCGCUACUACUUGCUUUACCAAAAGUUCUAUCCUGGCAAUAACUGUGAGGAGGUGUGCAUGUGUUUACCAGAUGGCCAGGUGGUCUGUAAUAGGUCAUCGUGUGGCCCCUAUGAGAGUUGCGAGUUGGUGGACGGCGUUCACAGAUGCCAGCCAAUCAGACAGGCCUUUUGUGAAGCUUCUGGAGACCCACACUAUGUGUCCUUUGAUGGGCUGCGCUUUGAUUUCCAGGGAACCUGUACCUACAUUCUCUCCCAAUCCUGUGGCCUGGAACGGACCAACCUGACCCAUUUCUCCAUCCAGGUGGAGAAUGAGAGAUGGUGGCCCGAUAGAUAUCAUAAAGUGUCUGUUACCCAGCAAGUGGCCUUAACUGUCUACGGCAGCACCAUCAUCUUAAGACAAAAUGAGCCCCAGAUCUUGGUCAAUGGGGUUUUGACUAACCUCCCAUAUAGUUCAAGCAGUUUAAAUGGCUUCUUGGUCCAGGCCUAUAAGGACGGUAUUUACUACAUCAUCAAGACCGGCUUUGGUCUCUAUGUGACCUAUGACCUGUCUUACUACGUCACUGUUACCAUUCCUGACAACUACCGCAACAAGACCUGUGGACUCUGCGGCAACUUUGACGGCAUCCCUUCAAAUGACUUCCGUCUCCCAAAUGGCAAUAUUACACGGGACGUAAAUGUAUUCGGGAGAGCCUGGAAAGUCGAUGUCCCUGGAGCCGUGUGUGAGGACGGAUGUGAAGGCGACACAUGUCUGGACUGUGAUCCUCGACUGAAAGCCAUCUUUGAGAAGCCUCCCUACUGCGGAGUUCUGGUUGAUCCCAACGGGCCGUUUGCCGCCUGUCACGCUGUGCUGAACCCCUCAGCUUAUCUCAACGACUGUGUCUUUGAUACCUGUGCAUCCGAUGGCAGCAUAGGGGUUAUUUGCGAUAGUGUGGCGAGAUAUGCGUUUAGUUGUCUUAGAGCCGGAGUCGUUACCCAAAGAUGGAGGACAGACAAUUUCUGCCCAAUGUCAUGUCCAGCUCACAGUCACUAUGAACCGUGCACAGACGUCUGCUCUGCUGCCUGCCCUGGUCUGACUACGAUAAUCCAGUGUCCUAAAACCUGCACAGAGGGCUGCGCUUGUGACGACGGUUAUCUGUUUGAUGGCCAGCAGUGCACUGAACACCAGCAGUGUGGGUGCUAUCAGCAGGGACGCACGUAUAAGGCUGGGGAGGUGGUUUACCUGGACCAGUGUCUGCAGAAGUGUCGAUGUGAUCCAGUGAAUAGACUUACAUGUGAAAGAGCAAACUGUCCUAACGGCACACAGUGUUUCCUUAGAGCGGGAAUGUGGGGCUGCUUUUACCCAGAUCCAUGUCAAGACCUCCACUGUCGAGAGAAAGAGUCAUGCCGCUUUGAAGGUGGCAAUGCUGUGUGUGUGCCCCAGUACAACAGCACAUGCUGGGCGUGGGGUGAUCCGCACUACCACACCUUUGAUGGCCAUGAGUAUGACUUCCAAGGCACCUGUAAAUACGUCUUGUCUAAGACCUGUGGGAAUCUGAGUGGACUGGUGCCCUUCUCUGUAACCCAGAGCAAUGAAAACCGUGGAAACCACGAUGUGUCUUAUGUGCGAGAGGUGGAAGUUACUGUAUAUGGCAGCACUUUUACUAUGGUGAACCACCAUACAGGACAGAUCAUGGUGGAUGGUUUGUGGUUUUAUCUUCCUCUUGAUCAUCAUGAUGGCCGUGUGAGGGUAAGACAGAGUGGCAAUGCUGCUCUGUUGGAAACCGACUUUGGUCUGCGUGUCUCUUACAUCUGGGGCUGGAGGGUUGACCUGCAUCUGCCCAGUAGUUACUAUGGAGUUGUGUGUGGCCUGUGUGGAAAUUUCAACGGUAAUGGUGGAGAUGAGCGGAGAGACCCUGCUGGAAACCUUCUGCCAAGUCUGUACCAGUUUGCAAAGAGCUGGAGAGCAGAAGACAGUGUCACAUCUGCGUGUCACGAUGGCUGUGAGACCGACUGCCCUGUUUGCUCUCGUGACCUACAUGCCCUCUAUGAAACAGACGCUUUCUGUGGUGUCCUGACAUCUACAGGCCAGAGUGUCUUUAGUGCAUGUCAUGCUAAAGUGAACCCACAGGCGUUCCAGCAAAGCUGUGUGUAUGAUCUGUGCUUCAAUAACGGAGACCGAAGACUUCUCUGUCAAGCUCUGGAGACUUAUGUCGAUCUGUGUCGUCAAGAGGGUGUCAUUAUUACAGAUUGGAGAGGGAGAUUCAAUUGCUCUAUGAACUGCCCACCCAACAGUCAUUAUGAGGCCUGUGCGUCUCCGUGUCCAGCGACGUGUCCGUACCCAAAUCAGCAGCCAAAUUGCACUGAUACCUGUGUGGAAGCCUGUGUGUGUGACAGCGGAUUUGUCCUCAGCGCUGACACUUGUGUGCCCACCAAUCAAUGUGGCUGCUUCUAUGAAGGCGCUUACUACCAACAAGGCCAAACUUUCUGGGCUGAUGAGCAGUGUCAUCGGCUUUGCGAGUGUGACCGUAACUUAAGUGCUUUGGUGUGUCAUGAAUCUUCCUGUGCUGUCGGUGAGAGCUGCUCGAUUGUUAAUGGAAGUCGCAGAUGUCGGCCAGUGAGUCGCGCCGCCAUAUGCAUAGGCUCAGUAGACCCACAUUACCGCACAUUCGACGGAUUCCAUUUUGACUUCCAGGGCACGUGUGUGUAUCAGUUGGCAGCCCUGUGCAUUCAUAAUGCGAGUCUUGUACCUUUUAACGUGACAGUUAAGAAUGAUCAUCGUUGGAGCAGCGCAGUGAGCUUCACUAACACUGUCAAUGUGACUGUGAAUGGAUUCACCAUCACAUUGACCAGAGAACAUCCGUAUCAAUUACUGUUUGAUGGCCAGCUAGCAGAACUUCCCUUUUGGAUUCAAGAUGUGUUUGUAGUUGUCCGCAGCGGAAACAUUGCUGUUGUGAAGACAAACUUUGGUCUCCAGGUGACCUUUGACUGGUCCAAUGUGGUGAGCGUCACUUUGCCUAACAAUUACAGUGGUGCAGUCUGUGGACUCUGUGGAAACUUCAACGGUGUUGCUCAGGAUGACCUUGCAAUGCACAAUGGUAUGAUGGCACCCAAUGCCAGUAGUCUGGGACAGAGCUGGCAGGUUGCUGCAACACCUGGCUGUUCCUCCGCUGGUUGUGUUGGCGCUGGAUGCUCAACCUGCACUGCGACCCAGAGGGAGAACGCCCAGCGCUACUGUGAGAUCAUCACAAACCGGACAGGGCCUUUCAGAGAAUGUCAUGCGCAGAUUGAUCCCAGAUCUUACCUAGAGGAUUGCAUAUUCGACACCUGCCACUUCCAAGGACAUCAGGUUGUGUUGUGUGAUGCAGUGGCAGCCUAUGCAUCUGCUUGUCAGAGUCAAAAUGUCACGGUUCACCCGUGGAGAAAUGCUACAUUCUGCCGUAACGGCCAAACCUGUGUGCCACAAGCAGAAUGUGGCUGCUUCUAUCGGGGACGCUAUUAUAACAAACACCAGAUGUUUUACGCCCAUGAGCAAUGCUUAGAGCGCUGUGUGUGUGGGCGAAAUGGAACUGUUUCCUGCCAGAAAUCAAGUUGUGCUCCAGGAGAAGCUUGCAGGGUGGUGGAUGGAGUAUUGGGAUGCCACCCUGUCAGUUAUGGAAGAUGUGUGGCGACUGGUGACCCUCACUAUUUUUCUUUUGAUGGCAGAUUUUUUGACUUUCAAGGCACAUGGGUUUAUACACUCGCUAAGGUAUGUGAUCGGGCUGAAGGACAGCUGGUGAAUUUUUCUGUGGACACACAGAAUGAGCAGAUUGGAAACCGAAGAGUUUCUGGCAUCAAGAACUUGACUGUGACUGUUUACAACCUGACAAUUAGCAUCAGACGAGGUGAACACUGGAGAGUCAUCGUGAACAAUGAAUUUGUCACCCUCCCUUCAUCUUUUGGCCAUCAAGUCACCAUUAACCGGGUUGGUCAAAGUGUCCGAGUUCAAACCGAUUUUGGCUUGAGAGUUCUGUAUGAUGCCAGUUACCACGCAGAAGUCCAUGUACCCUCAAACUAUCAAGGCCACAUGUGUGGAUUGUGUGGAAACUACAAUGGCAACCCAGCAGAUGACUUCUUGUUGCCCAAUGGCACACAAAGCACCAGUGUCAAUGCAUUCGGACAGGCGUGGGCAUUGCCAGCAACUGGUGUUCAGAGCGGAGGUGCAAGUUCCCCGCAGCAGUGCGAUCAGACCAAAGCUGAGAGUUACCGCAGAGGUGAUGCCUGUGGCCUUAUGGCAGCUGUCACUGGUCCCUUCAGUGCCUGUCAUGAUCGAGUGAAUCCUGAGCAACAUGUGAUUAACUGUGUAUUUGACAUGUGUGUUAUGGAUGGAGACGGAGCGAUGCUGUGUGAAAACCUUCAGGCUUAUGCCAUUAUCUGCCAACAAGCCGGGAUACAAAUCAUGCCAUGGAGAAAUAGUUCAUUCUGUCUGGUGGACUGUCCAGCAAACAGUCACUAUGCACAGUGCUCUAAUAACUGUGCCAACACCUGUGCCAGCCUCAGUGGCUCCGUUAACAACUGCCCAGAUAUUUGCAUGGAAGGCUGUCAGUGUGAUGAAGGUUGGCUCUCAGAUGGUGACGCGUGUGUGCCUGUGGGAGACUGUGGAUGUGUCCAUAAUGGCAAAUACCUAAAGGUUGGCGAAGUCUUAGUGACUGACACCUGCAACAUGAAGUGUGUGUGUCGUGCCACUGGGCUGCUUGAGUGUGUGAGCCAAACCUGUGCCAGAGGAGAGAUCUGUGAAGUUCGGGAUGGUCAACGAGAUUGUUACACUGAUCAAGGCCACUGUGUAUUUGAUGCCAAUGACCAGUUGCAGUCCUUUGAUGGUGUGAUGGGGACGGUGGAGCGGCCGGGAGCCUUUCAAAUGGCUUUCUUAUGUGAUCAAGACUCUCCUGACUGGUUCCGUGUGGUGUUAGAUGUACAUGCAUGUGCUAGGAAUGAUUCCGGUAAUGUGACAAUGGUCCACGUCUUCUUCCAGGACAUGAUCAUUACGGUCAACAAUCGGUGGCACAGCUGGGUCAAUGGAAAGAAGAUCUCAUAUCCCUUUAUGCCUAAAGAGGGGGUGUCAGUCUCAUACACAAAUGAGGCUGUGGUCAUUGAGAAGGUGUCUACCAUGAGACUGACUUACUCUGGCACUGGAGAGGUUGUGUUAUCCAUAAGCGCAGUCCUGACAGACCAGGUUUGUGGUGCCUGUGGCAACUUUAAUGGAGUUACUGCAGAUGAUAUGACGACUUCUGAUGGGAGAAACUCCACUAUGAUGUCUCUAGUUGCAUCAUCCUGGCACGCUGAAGACUUCUUUACAUGUGAUGUGUAACAAAACUGGGAGGAAGAUUUUGCUACUACAGGUGAUUUUCAUCUAAUAGAGGAAUUGUAAAUUGUAUUUAAUUGCACAUUGGGGCUUAGAAUGAUGCUUUGGUGUAAAAUUAAAGAUUUCUGCAUACAUACUCGGUAUGUUUUUAGUCAGCUCUUAUUACUGCACUUUUAUGAUUUGUGAUUAAGCACAUUAAAAUACACAUCUGA
Molecule: messenger RNA, 9083 nt
Organism: Sinocyclocheilus rhinocerous
Lineage: Eukaryota; Metazoa; Chordata; Actinopteri; Cypriniformes; Cyprinidae
Product: IgGFc-binding protein-like
Exons: 22
Coding region: 1-8877 (2958 amino acids)
Molecular function (GO): protein binding
Source: RefSeq, a predicted model, not a curated record